This is a messenger RNA of Aureobasidium pullulans EXF-150, 3297 nucleotides long. RefSeq lists its product as uncharacterized. The coding region runs from base 359 to 3187 and encodes 942 amino acids. The transcript has a single exon. The record is from RefSeq and is a predicted model, not a curated record. NCBI's taxonomy places the organism in Eukaryota, Fungi, Ascomycota, Dothideomycetes, Dothideales, Saccotheciaceae.
AUUGAAGUCGAGCAGUACAGCAGCUACAUCCGAAGACGCCUGCCUAACUUGUUGAGCAUCUACGAGUAAAGUAUAUCUCGUGGCAUGGCUCAAAUGCCAGGUCAGACAUCAAGACGAAUAGAGUAGUAAUCCCAGCAGACGAAGCUUUGUCUCGAGUGAGUUUAUGCAGUGUAGUUGACAAACUGAUCGAGAUUAGGUCCACGGCGCUGAUUAUCUACUUGUUUAUGAACGGUCAUGAUUCCGUCGAAGCGUCAAACAGACGGAAGGAGCGUCUUGUACGUCUCCUGCCUGGAGCAAAUGGCGAUAUGAAACAAGAUGCGUGGGUUCUGCCUUCUCCAUCGUCGGAUGAAACAUACAAAUGCAUCUCAUACCAAAGCAUUGGUAUCGCCGCAUACGUCUUCCUAGCUUUCUCGUAAACAUCACCACCUCUCAUCAAACGGAUUCGAAAGAGUCACCAAUGCUAUCCCGAGCCAACAGCGAUGCCGCUUUACGCCUUCGCCGGGCCAAAUCCUCAUCUUCAACCAGCCACAAGGCCUUUGAUGCAUCAAGCAUAUCGACCGAGCCCAGGUAUGCAGAGGUUGCAGCUGUAGAAGCCUACACGCGAGCAUACCGCCAUUCCCAGGAUGAUCGAACGCAGCGACGUCGCUCUCGCCGCUCCGAGGGAAGCCAUUUCGAUGACAACCGACGCAAGUCUACUCAGAGAACUGAACGUCCUGAGCGCCCUGCUCUUGUCCAUGGGCCUGCGACGGCUCCUGCAGCUAUACCUGCGACCAUACAUGCACCUGCGCCUACCCGACUCUCACUCUUACCUGACACACCAUAUCGCUUUGCUCUCGAAGCUUCCAACGACCCUACCAUCACAGACGUGUCAGAAUCACGACACAGCACCGCUUCCAGACGGCAGACUCGUGACUUUCAGACAGAUGACGAGAUCAAGACUGCUGCUUGGGACGCCUACCUCCAAGGCUUCGGCAAGAAGGAGGUUCGUGAGAGAAAAUCCUUCGCCGCUCCAUUGAAGAAACGCUUCACCAAGUCACCAGCCCCGGCGCCGUCUAUACAGUAUGACACUUCAGUACCGCCAUACAACUUUGUCGAGGAGGCCGACGAUAUCUUUUCUACAGCACCGCCCAUCGAGAUCAAGCCCGAGGACAAGCUCGAUGGCCCUAGCAAGCUGAAGAAGCAGCGAACUGUCUCGGAAUCGCUCAAAGGAAAGUUCAAGCGCCUCCUAUCGAGACCAAAACGGGUGCAGUCACAUUUCCCUGCUCAGCACGUCGAAGCGAGAAAUCUACACUUUGACGUCUACAAGACAAACGACGACAGCUUUUCGGCUGGUCCAGACUUUGGUGUCUCCCUGCCAAGGUCGCCUUUUUCAUCCUUGGGCGCCUCUUCUGGUGCACAAUCAAGAAUUACAAGCUGGUCCAACUCGACAACUUCUCGCCCGGGAAAACGCUUACCUUCAAUCGAGGAAACCUCAGCGUCAGCAGCUCUUGCUACCACUCUCGAAGAACCAUGUGGGACAUUCAUUGGCCGAGCACUGCGUCUACCACUCCGCCGCCCAAGUCAGAGCAGUCUGCGACGCAAGUCAGAGGACAGCAAGCACUUGUACGAUGCACUUCAGAAACGCAUCAAUGCUCCUGAAGUGCCUACUAUUGUGGUGGAGGAAGACACGUCGCCGCCACAAACUGCACUGUAUAACGACUCUCCGUCUAUGUCGCCACUCGCUGAGACUAUCAGGAUGGUCACCCCAGAUCCUGCAGUUCCCGAAUCUCCCACGCGUCCACCUCCCAGUCCACCGCAUCAAGUGACCAGGAAGUCAUCGUGGUGGAGUAUCGCGCCAAGCAUACGUUCGAAGAAACGUCGUGCAGCGGAACCAGCUGCGCCGUCAAAGGAGCAAAUUGCUGCUCGUAUGGAGAGAUCGGACAAUCGUUGGCAGGCGGCGUUGGAAGAUGGCUCACCCGUCGUUUCAAGAGCCCUCAAUUAUUGCAUGAAAGGUGACAAUCCGUAUGAAUUGCGACCGUUGGAGAACGUCAACAACACCAGCUUGCCUGUCGCAAUUCGACACGAAUCCUACGACGCUGCUGCACCAACGUUUACCAACGGCGCGGAUCUUCAUGACAUUCGCCAGCAGGUAAUUUCUCCGAGUAUAUACUCGAGGUCGGUCUCUCCUGAUGCUGGCACGUUCAUCACAAUCACUGGGCGCGAAGUCAAGCGUUAUCCUCUGGAGUCGCCACCACGGCCCUUGAAUGGACCUACCAUAUACGCACCCAAGCCAAGUAAUGAGUGGAGAGCCUGGUUCAGCAAAGAGAUUGAAGACUUCACCAUGACACCCGUCCCCACUGCAGAGUGUGUGCCAGCUGGGCCCAAUUACCUCCAGGAAAACAUCAACCCUCACGACUCGAGAGAGAGUUUACAGGAAGGAUCUCCAGUACUCCAAGCCGCGAAAAGUCGUCCUCAGUUGCGGUCUCGAACUUCCAGCAUCAUGAACGACCGCUACCCUAUGAUUGAGACCGGCAGGUCGUCGAGCAGGACGUCGGGUCGCCGAACAAAUCCUUCAAGCGCAUCCUCUACCGGUCAGAGAUCCGCUUCUGAUCAAAGGUCGGCUUCAGGGUCCGGACUAUCUGUUGCUGAGAAUGCCUCCAGUAAAGGAAGUCAACUAGUCGAUAACGAUCAAUCAACGCUGGCCUCGUUGUCCCUCCGAGAACGUCAGUCAACCAGCGCACUUGUACGCAAGAAGUCCAGUCUGGCAACGCGUGCCGCACGUCACGGCUAUUCUCCAUCAAGCAGCGAAAUCGACUCUGCGGGCAGAGAAGAUCCUGUCAAAGAUCCUGUCAAAGAUCCAGUCAAGGCUCCUAAAUCGGCGCUCGACCUACGUGUCAUGUAUCGUAACAAUCGCAACCUGGAAGCUUCAAGUCUCAACAUCCGCCGCAGAGCCAUAGCGCCAACAUUGUUCGACGAUCACACGCUGCGUAGAAUUUCUGAGGGUCCUUACGCAGCGGACAGUAAAGAGAACACCGCUCCGUCUAAAGCCUCUGGCAUGAUCGAUGGCAUAACAAUCCCUCCGUUCUACACGCCGACACAAGGCUCACCGAAAGUCAAGGGAUCUUCGCCCGGACAGAAGAUGGUAGAUGAUUUUCUAAGUUCGAGGAAGUCACAAAUGGUCGCAAACUCUCCUCCGGCCUUUAUAUAAUCCGCACAUUGAUUGUGCACUUUUCAUUUGUAUCACGCAGCGGUAUGAUUGGCGCUUUGGGAGGCUCUUUAGCACAUUACUGAAUAGUCAAGAUGACAUUGUUACUAAAU